Scomber japonicus (chub mackerel) is the source of this 3185-nucleotide messenger RNA. RefSeq names its product RAD50 interactor 1 (gene rint1). Gene Ontology annotation, biological process: endoplasmic reticulum to Golgi vesicle-mediated transport; retrograde vesicle-mediated transport, Golgi to endoplasmic reticulum; regulation of ER to Golgi vesicle-mediated transport. The coding region runs from base 134 to 2533 and encodes 799 amino acids. NCBI's taxonomy places the organism in Eukaryota, Metazoa, Chordata, Actinopteri, Scombriformes, Scombridae. Gene Ontology annotation, cellular component: Dsl1/NZR complex. The record is from RefSeq and is a predicted model, not a curated record. The transcript has 15 exons.
UGGCUGCUCGCGGUUCACGAACACAAGAUACGUUUCUUGUGCUAUCCGUGGCACUACCAUGGACAUAGCAUAGGGCGCUAUCCCCACACCACACCAUAUAUAAGAAGAUUGUUGACAUCAUUGGAAAAAGGAGAUGGCGGCGACCACAGCAGUAGAAACAAAUAUGGACAAACCGAUAGAUUAUGAAUUAAAUCCCGGUUAUACAACCACCAAACAUAGCGAAUCAGUUUCGGUGGAUCUGCUAGAUUCCGUGGAACUACAGGAGUAUGUCGUAGAUUUCCUAGAGAAAGAGGUUGGAAGCGACCUGAAAUCAUUGAAGACUGUUGGCGACCUGUUGGGAAAAUUAAGAGAGGAAAACAACGUACUAGAGAAACAGGUUCUGACUGAAUCGAGUUCUGUGCCUCCUAAAGUUUCUGCAGCUCUGUCCACUGCUGAAGAGGCUAGAUGUUCUUUGGAUGACCUGCUGCAGAGAGAGCAACAUAUCUCCAACAUGCUGCAUCAGCACCUACAGGGGGCCCAUGCUUGGAUGGAUAAUCUUGGCCAGACACUUAACCAAGUCAACACUAUAGAGAAACAUAUGAAAUACCUGCAGUGCCUACAACAUAUAGAGGAACUCAGCGCUGCAGUCCAGCAGUGUCUAAUGACCAGCAGUGUCUGGGAGGCCAUAAGGGCAGUAGACAGCAUGGCUAUGCUGGACACUGGACUAAACCAGUCUGGAUGUUCUCACCUCCAGGAAUUCCUCCAAGAAACCCUUCAUUUCUGGCACAAGAUCAUCAAAGACAGACUGGCCAGUGAAUUUGAGAAAGUGUUGACUCAACUGCAUUGGCCGAUCAUCUCCCCUCCUACCCAGUCACUGACACCCACUGUCAAUUCUCAUGAGAUCACCAGCCAGCUGGAACUGCUAGUCAUACAGCUGCUGGCCCUGCAGUCCUCUGAUGACCUCAUAUCUCAGAGAGUGUUGGCCUGCAGUCAAAGUGGACCAUCUACCCAGCCUGUUUCUUCAGGGACACGUUUGUCCCAAGCUCCUCCACUCUGCCUGCCCAUCCAGAUUAUGCUGCUGCCACUUGGCAGGAGGUUCCGAUACCACUUCUAUGGGAAUCGACAGACCAACUCCCUCAGCAAGCCGGAGUGGUACCUCACACAGGUUCUGAUGUGGAUGGGGAACAACUCAACCUUUAUGGAGGAGAAGAUACAACCCAUCCUGGAUCAAGCUGGGGUCACCAUUCGUGCCAGGGUGGAGCUAUGUCGAGGUCUAUUGUCUCUUGUCCAGGAGAAGGUGGCCAGGGAUGCCUCUAAGCUGCUGUAUGAUGAUGCACUUUUCUGUCACUUGGUUGAGGAAGUACUGCAGUUUGAGAAGGAGCUGCGAAGUAACCAGUCAUACCCAGCUGUGCUACCUGGAUUGCUUAAUCUCCUGCUUGAGGAAACAACCCUUCAGAAGUGGCUCUCUGUGGAAAAGAAGAUGGCAGUGGAGAAGGUGGAUUCCAUGCUGUCAUCGGAGGGGGCAUGGAGCUCGCAAUACAAAGAUAUCAGUGAUAUGGAUGAGCUGAAGGCUCCAGAUUGUGCUGAGACUUUCAUGACUCUGCUGCAGGUCAUCACUGAGCGCUACCGGGCCUUGCCCUGCCCUUCUGCACAACUGAAAUUUCUGGAGCUACAGAGAGAACUGGUGGAUGACUUCCGUAUACGACUCACCCAGGUGAUGAAAGAGGAGUCUCGUUGCCCACUUGGUGCUCGUUAUUGUGCCAUCCUUAAUGCUGUCAACUACAUUUCCACCAUCCUGGGAGACUGGGGAGACAAUGUGUUUUUCUUACAACUGCAGCAGGCAGCAGUUUCACUUGGUGAGGAAGUGGUACUAGGAGGCCUGGGUGUGACGGAGGUGGGCCGUCUAGCUUCUCUGGAGGGUUCGCUAUUUGAAGGUCUUUUGGCGUUACUGGAGCGACUGAAAGGAGACAUGAUUGGAAGACUUCUGGAUGGGAUUAUGAGAGAAGUCACAGAAAAAGCCAAACCAUAUCGCCAAGACAGGUGGUUUUCUCUACCAUCCCUACAGGACCAGACUGCCAUGUCCUUGUCUAGUUCAGCAUGUCCCAUGAUGCUUUGUGUGAGGGACAGAUUGUUGAACCUUCAUCAGAUCCUAAGUCUUUCUCUGUUCCAGCAGGCUUGGCAGGCCUUUGCCGAGAGACUUGACAAUUUUCUCUACCAGGAUGUGAUCCUGUCUAAUCAUUUUAGUGAUGGCGGGGCGACUCAGCUUCAGUUUGACAUGACCAGAAACCUAUUUCCUCUGUUUGGUCACUACUGCAAAAGACCUGAAAAUUUCUUUAAACAUGUUAAGGAGGCGUGUAUCAUCUUAUGUCUUAAUGUGGGCUCCGCGAUUCUACUAAGGAAUUUCCUUAAAGAGUCAGAAGAAGAGAUGAGAGAUUGGGCAGGAGGGGGUGAUCCUCCACCAGAAUAUGCAUUGAAUGAGUUGGGGGUUUACUGCUUGGCACCCUGCGACGUGUUGAUUCUCCUCAACCUCAGAGCCUCCUGGCCAGGACAGUAAAAUCUCCUGUGGAUAAUAUGUGUAAGUGUAGAGAGUACACCGGAUUUAAAUCAAGUCAGUUGAGAUCAACAAUACGGCUUGACAAUGUUUUGUUUUUUGUUACAUUUUGGAAUCAGCAUUCAUCUUUUUAAGUUGAUUAUAUUGAACUGUCAUUGCAAUAAUUUUGUCAUUAUUGUGUUGAAAAUGUUUUUUGGUACAUAACACUGUCACCUCAGUUGAAUAAUUUAUACCACACAUUGUCUGGUCGCUUGUGUAAUAAAUCUAGCUGCAAUUUUCUCACCUUAAUGGUUUUAUUUGUUUGAUUUGUGUGUUUAUAUGCCUCUUUGUGUGUAAAGGUUCAAGGCUUUCGAAAAAUGUUACAUUUAUCUUUACAUUUAGUCAUUCACAGUGCUACUCACUGUGAACUGUGUAUCCCUGACUAAAAAAAUGUUGAAUGCAUUUCCUCAUAAAACAUUUGCAAAGACAUUCGGGUAAAAGUUUGAUGCCAGCAUUGUUUAUUUUAUAUUCAUGUUAACUUGGAACCAGUCUUCUUUACUGCUUGUGGUGGCUUAUUGCUAUGUUUCCUGACUUUACUUUGAAGCUGAUGUUGAUCCAUGAUCAUUGAAUUAUAAGUGUAUAAAUUCAGUUCUCAGAUACCUUUAACAUUAGCUCC